Messenger RNA from Iphiclides podalirius (scarce swallowtail), 2037 nucleotides. The record is from the annotation of a GenBank genome assembly. NCBI's taxonomy places the organism in Eukaryota, Metazoa, Arthropoda, Insecta, Lepidoptera, Papilionidae.
AUGUCCGUGAGUGCUAGCGCGGAGAACUUAUCAACAGAUACUCAGAGUUGUGAUGGAGGUUCCAUGUGCUUGGAGUUGGCGCUCGAGGGCGAAAGGCUAUGUAAGGCUGGUGACUGUCGCGCAGGAGUUGCUUUCUUCCAGGCGGCAAUCCAGGCGGGCACGGAUGACCUGCGCACCCUCAGCGCGAUCUAUAGUCAACUCGGCAACGCCUAUUUCUAUUUGGGGGACUACAACAAGGCAAUGCAAUACCACAAACACGACCUCACUUUAGCUAGGACAAUAAACGAUAAACUAGGCGAAGCCAAAGCUUCGGGUAAUCUAGGGAACACUUUAAAGGUGAUGGGGAAAUUCGCGGAGGCGAUACAGUGUUGUAAACGCCACCUGGAGAUAUCCCGUUGCCUGGGCGAUAAGCUCAGUGAGGGUCGAGCCUUGUACAACUUGGGAAAUGUAUACCAUGCACAGGGUAAACAUUUGGGUCGUGUUGGGCAAAACGACCCCGGCCACUUCCCACAGGAGGUUCGCGAAUGCCUCAUGCAAGCAGUCACUUACUACGAAGAGAAUCUCGAACUAAUGCGUAGUUUAGGUGAUCGACAGGCAAUGGGUCGCGCCUGUGGUAAUCUCGGCAAUACGUGCUACUUACUAGGUGACUUCACACGCGCCAUCCGUUACCACACAGAGAGGCUAACCAUUGCGAGGGAGGUUGGAGACAAGGCAGCCGAACGCCGCGCCAACAGCAAUCUUGGAAACUCCCAUAUAUUCCUUGGACAGUUCGAGAAUGCUGCAGAACAUUAUAAGCGCACCCUCGCGCUGGCCGAGGAGCUGGGCGACGCCGCCGUGGAGGCGCAGGCGUGCUACUCCCUGGGCAACACGUACACGCUGCUGCGCGAGUACCGCGUGGCCGAGGAGUACCACGCGCGCCACCUGGCCGCCGCCAGGAAGCUGCAGGACCGCGUCGGCGAGGGCCGCGCCUGCUGGUCGCUCGGGAACGCGCACGCGGCGCUCGGGAAUCACGAGAAAGCACUGUAUUACGCUAAGGAGCAUUAUAGCAUCUCGAAAGAGCUAGGCGACGUGUUAGGGGUGGCUACGGCUCAGAUGAACAUUGGUGACCUCUGCAAGGUGCUAGGUAUGCCCAACGAGAUCGAGACCCUGGAGCAGGCCUCCGCUGCCGCCGCGGCCAGCGCCGAAGAGGGCGCAGCCCAGACUCCCUUCAACGCGCUCCGCGUGCGCCGCCAGAGUAUGGAGCAGCUGUCUUUGAUCCAGUUAACUCCCGACAAGAAGAAGGAGGCGCGCAAGGGGGCCGGCGAGGGCGAGGGCGACGAGGGGGCGGAGGGGGAGGACGAGGCGUGCCAGCUGAAGGAGAGGAAGAAGCCGCCGAGGAAGCCGAUGGCGCGCGCAGAGUCUGAGGACCUGCAUACGGAGUCGUUCUUCGAGCUGCUCAGCCGCUGCCAGUCGGGCCGCAUGGACGAGCAGCGCGCCGUGCUCAACUGCAAGGAGGGCCGCGUCAGGUCCAAGGCGGGCAAGCUGCUCCGCUCGGCCAGCAGCAGCGAUAAGAACGUGAGUGCCGCUUGGAGCGUCGCACUACAAACGCCAGUCGUCCGAAGCCCUUUUCGUGCUCCCGACAUGAGAUCGCCGGAGCUAACGGAACCCGUCCGCCCCAGCGAGGAGAUGCUGAACAUGAUAACGGACAUGCAGUCCGAGCGCAUGGACUCGCAGCGCGCCGAGCUCCGCCCGCUGCCGAAGAAGCCGCAUAAGCUGGCGAAGGGCGCCUCGCUGCCCGGCCUCCGCCCGCAGCGUACCACCUGCACCAAGCCCGAGGAGGACUUCCUCGAGAUGAUCGCCCGCUUCCAGGGCUCGCGGCUCGAGGACCAGCGCACCGAGCUGCCGAGCCUCAAGCCGGAGCGGCGCCCGAAGACCCUGCCCGACGACGACUUCUUCAACCAGCUGAUGCGCGCCCAGUCCGGCCGCAUGGAAGACCAGCGCGCCACGAUCCCGGUCAAGGACAAUCGCGCCAACAAGGGCGAUUCCAACUCCAAAAAG